AAUAAGCGUCAAACAUGGCGGCCCCCUUGAUCGAAACAUGCUAUGUCGCAUGUUGUGCAAACCGCACCCCAAACGUUCUUUCUUGGGGUCGUUCAGGACUUAUUGCCUUCGGAACUUGCAACUCAGUCGCUGUGUAUGACCCUCAGGAAAUUGUCAUCGUCACUGUUCUGAAUGGCCACACAGGGAGGGUAAACACUGUGCAGUGGGUGCACAGAGAUGACUAUGGUCCUGAAACCGAGUUGGUAUCUGGGGGAUGUGAUAAUCGCAUCAUUGUGUGGAAAGCCCGGGAUGGAACGUUUUCCCAGUCUGUACAGUGUUGUGGCCAUAAUGGUCCUGUCUGUGCAGUGGACUCCAUUCACCUAGACCCUGAUGGCUCUUCUGGGUUACUCAUCGCCUCGGCUGCCUCAGACUCCACUGUUAAACUGUGGGUGACCAGAGACGAUGAGGUUGACUGCCUUCAGACCAUAUCUUUCGGGAGUGGUUUUAUGAUGGAUGUCUCGUUAACACUGUUGCCAGGCAGCAGAGUUCCCAUUCUGGCCUGUGGGGGCAAUGAUAGCAAGGUUUAUCUCUACGUGCAGCGCGAUGGAAAGUUUGAGAAGGUCCACUCGUUACAUGGCCAUGAGGACUGGGUUCGAGGAGUGGAGUGGGCCACUAGGGAUGGGGACAUUUUAUUGGCAAGCUGCGCACAAGACUGCCUGAUCCGAAUAUGGAAGGUCUUCGCAAAGGAAGAAGAUGGCGGCAACGCUCAAGAUGCAGACGCCAUUAAACUGACGGAGGAUGUUUUUGAGGUGCAAAGAAAUGGUUCCUGUACACGCUUUGCCGUAACCCUGGAGACGGUGCUGGCGGGCCACGAGAACUGGGUCUACGGAGUCCACUGGCAGCCUCCCUCCUGCCAUGCAGGUGGCAGCGUUGUCGCACUGUUGUCUGCGUCCAUGGACAAGACCAUGAUCCUCUGGGGCCCGGAGGAGGAGUCGGGGGUGUGGCUGGAGCAGGUGCGGGUCGGCGAGGUCGGGGGGAACACUCUGGGCUUCUACGGCUGCCAGAUGAGCCCCGACGGGUCGAUGAUCAUGGCCCACGCCUUCCACGGGGCGCUGCACCUCUGGCACCGCGACCCCGACCAGGAGAGGGAGUGGAGCCCGGGCGUGGUGAUAUCGGGGCACUUCAGCACCGUGCAGGACCUGAGCUGGGACCCGGACGGGGAGUUCGUCCUCAGCGUGGGCUCUGACCAGACCACCCGGUUGUUCACGCCCUGGCGACGGAAAGACCGGGCCAAGGUGACCUGGCACGAGGUGUCGCGGCCGCAGAUACACGGCUACGACAUGCAGUGCCUGGCCACGGUGGGCCGCUUCCAGUUCGUCUCGGGGGGCGACGAGAAGGUCCUCCGGGUGUUCCGGGCCCCCCGGAACUUCGUGGAGAACUUCAGCAACAUCUCCGGGGCGUCCCUGGACCAGCUGCUCGCUUCCAGCGACACUGCCGACCUGCCUGAAGGAGCCAGCACUCCAGCUCUGGGGCUCUCCAAUAAGGCCGUGUUCCAGGGUGACCUAAUGCCCCAGAAUAAGGGAGAGGAGGAAGGCUUCGGCAGUGCGUCUGACCAGUACGCCGAGUCCUACUUCCACCCCCUCACCCUCACAGAGCCUCCCCCCGAGGACCAUCUCCUUCAGAACACGCUGUGGCCCGAGGUGCAGAAACUGUACGGACACGGCUUCGAGAUGUUCUGUCUGGCCUCGGACAGCCGGAGGACGGUCGUCGCGUCGGCCUGCAAGGCCUCGAAGGCGGAGCACGCGGCCAUCCUCCUGUGGAGCGCGUCCAGCUGGAGGCAGCUGCAGGCCCUGCCCCUCCACGCCCUCACCGUCACGCAGAUGGCCUUCUCUCCCGACUCCAGCUUCCUGCUGGCCGUGUCCCGCGACCGCACCUGGUCGCUGUGGAGACGGCAGGGCCCCGCCCACGCCGACUCGGCAGAGCCGGCGUUUUCCCUCCACGCGCACACGACCAAGAGCACGUCCGUUCACACGCGCAUCAUUUGGGCGUGCGACUGGAGCCCAGACAGCAAGUUCUUCGUGACCUCCAGUCGGGAUAAAAAGGUGAUCGUGUGGGGCGAGUGUGGCCCUGUGGAAGGCGGUGAGGAAAGCGGCCCGGUGGCUGUCACUCCCUGCUCCUCCAUCCUGGAUGUGGGCGACUCCGCCACCUCCGUCAGCGUCUGCCCCGUCCUGUGCCCAGACCACAGUUACCUCAUGGCAGUGGGGCUGGAGAAUGGGAAGAUCCUGUUAUAUAAAUGGAGGCGCAUGACAGAUCCAUCCUCAGGAGACGACUGGACCAAAUGUGGAGAAACAGACAACUUCCAGAGCCACGCCCUGACCGUCCGGCGGCUGCGCUGGAGGCCGAGGGGCGGCCGGGCCGGGCACGGGGACGAGGACGGGGACGAGCCGUGCGGCUGGGUCCAGCUGGCCAGCGCCGGGGCCGACCACGCCGUCAAAGUGUUCAACGUGGACAGGCUGGCUCUGUAGCGCCCCCUCCUGGCUCGGCGGGACCGCCUGCACUCGGCGCCGAAGUCGGGGUGCGGGCCGCGGAGUUUCAGGACUUCACCGCGGACGACGGCAGAAGGCUACCGCACACAGCUGUCUGAAGACAUUUCGAUACUUUUGAUAAGACUGACGGGAAACACCUCUAAUGGAACGCCAUUAGAUGUUAGUCGUUUUUAUUCGCCGUAUCCACGCCCUUAAUUUAAGACUCGGGCGACAAGUUGCCCCAAAGCCACUUGUUAUUUUUCUUUUCAAAGACAAAGGACUCUGAACGGGAGCUCUUCAGGAGCAGGUCCUCCCAGCCCUGUCUGUUGCGUAUCUCUCCAUCCGUUUUUAUAUGUCGAAUGUAAUAAAGUAUGUUGUAUUUAUCUGCAACAGAAA
Molecule: messenger RNA, 2900 nt
Organism: Anguilla anguilla (European eel)
Lineage: Eukaryota; Metazoa; Chordata; Actinopteri; Anguilliformes; Anguillidae
Gene: elp2
Product: elongator acetyltransferase complex subunit 2
Exons: 22
Coding region: 15-2504 (829 amino acids)
Biological process (GO): tRNA wobble uridine modification
Cellular component (GO): elongator holoenzyme complex
Molecular function (GO): protein binding
Source: RefSeq, a predicted model, not a curated record